GACCAUCAGGUUCUACUCACUUAGUAGUAACUGGUAACUAGACUGGCCUACGCCAAGGCCAAUAUCAAACAACAUACACCAGACUAGAGAGAUGAAAAAAUCAAAUUCAUAGUAAAUAAUCCGGAUAUGCCCCAAAACGUAAUGGGUUCUUACCUCGCCCAUGCCCCAUCCCUCCACAAAGUUCAGUACAAAUCGGUUGCGUACUUUUUGCGUAAUCCUUCUGAUAAACAAACCAACACAACAGACAGUGGCGAAAACAUAACAUAGGUAGUAGGAAAGAGGAGUAGUGACAGGCAGCCCUAAAUUCCCGAAAGCAGCUGAACGCAUCACUCUCCGGUGUGGCCGGACACCUUACAUUCAGAGAAGACAGUGACAACAAUGAGACAGCAGUAAUCCGACACGGCCCCGCGGAUUAAAAGGAUUAACAGUCGAUGACAGCAGGAUUUAGUCUGAACCCGGGUCCGAUCUUAAUAAAGUUUGGUGCCAGUGUUGUUUGAGCAAAGAGCCGUUUCAACAUCCACCUCGCGAGCCACACAAACUGGGCCACAUCGCGUCCCCAACCCCGGCCCUGAAUGUCUAAACUACCAGGAAAUGCAGGUCUGUCGGUGCUCGGGGACAAGUCGCUGGAGUUUUACCGCGACCCAGUGAGCUUCUACCGGCAGAGGAUCGGGAAACACCGGGGCAGAGUGUUUCAGUGCCGCCUGCUGAACAGGCCGACCGCCUUCAUCUGCUCCGUACGGGGGAUGAGAGAGCUGCUCUGCGAGAAGUCCAGCUUGUUUCUGAAGGAUCCGACUGACUUGAUGAUCAACGUGUAUGGUGACACCAUUGUCACCUCUAAUGGUGAAGAGGCAUGUCUUCUCCGUCUAUCCCUCAGCAGCCUGUUUACAGGAAGUUGUUUGAAGUCAUCAAGCGAUUAUAUCACCAGUGUAUGUGUGCGCUGUCUGAAGGACCUCUCUCUCAGUGGACAGCCAGAGUGUGUCUACUCUGUCUUUAAGCGCCUGGGGACGGAGUUGGUUUUGGGCCUUUUUCUGAACGUACGAGCGGAGGAGCAGCCCGAACUAUUCCAGGAAAUCGUGCAGCUCUGCACCCAGCACUGGCAUGGCCUGAUCUCUGCUCCGGUGAACUUGAAGGUUCCUCUAUGGUCGUCGGGCUUCUCCACUGCUCUGGACGCCAGAGACAAACUGAUGGACAUCAUUAAAGACAAACUGGAGAAUGACACAGAAGGUUUUGUUGGCUCUCUGGGCUCUUUGCCGCUGCCGGACUCCAGUUCUGCCUCCCAGCAUCUCCUGCUGUUCAUCUCAGCUCUGAUCCCCAAAGCUCUGGCGUCGCUGCUCACCUCCUUCACACUGGCACUCCUCGGAAACGUACAGGAGCAGACACGUCGGCGAGCGACAGAGGACCCUGAUUACCUGCACAGAGUACUGCUGGAGGUGCAGAGACUCUGGCCUCCUUUCAUCGGUGGACGCAGAAUAGCUGAUCAGGACUCCACCCUUGCAGGUUGUCAUGUCCCAAAGGGUUAUGGUGCAAUAUAUAUCAGCCACGCCGUCCACCGUGACCCAGAGGUGUUCCAGCAGCCAGACAACUUCCUACCAGAGAGGUGGAGCGGAAGGAAUGCUGGCCAGGAGCACUUCCUGUGUUCCUUCGGCAGUGGGCCCAGGAACUGCAUUGGAUCUAAACUCACCAGUUUCUUCCUCAAGGAAGUGUGCAUGUACCUGCUAAAGCACUACGCCUGGUGUUUGGACCCUCCAUCACAGGACCUUGAGUACAAAUGGCUGCCUGUGUCUCGCCCCACCAACCCCCCUACCAUGUCUUUCACCCAACUGGAUCAGACCAGAACUGACAAGAGCGACACGAGCUAGGGAUGCACACUAUAUUUAGUGAUGUACCUGCUGAUAAACUGGGGGAGAAAAAAACAAAAAAAGCCGGCACAUGUCUGGGCACACUGAGAGGGAAGUCAUCAAACCGUGAGGCUUUCCCCCGCUGCAUAUAAUACAGUAAUCAUGCUGGGGAAAGCCGAGGAGUGUGCUGGUUUCACUCUGUGUGUUCCUCUGCCAGAUAUUCUGCGGCUUUCUUUGAUGAAUCUGCAACAGCAGACAAAAUGAAUGACUCAUCUAUCCAUUGUUGAAUCUGACACUGCUAGACAGCGAUUUUUUUUUUUUUUUUGUCAGUUUUCUAAUGAGUCAGAUAUUACGGUUUAAGAAAGAUCACAAAACAUGAAACUCCUUGGCUCAUUACAUGUAAUUGCAGUAACAUGUCUUAUACAUCAGACAUUGCUUCAAGGUUGAAUUGAGAUACACCUUCCUUUUUCUUUUUUCUGUCUUUUUUUUUCAUGGUGGUGUGUUUUUUUUUUUUUUCCUCACACUGCAGUAUCAGUGUUUAAACCAAGUGACUCCAAGGGAACACACACGUGCACACACAAACACGGAAGUGAGCCCCUCAGAUUCCAUCAAUGACUGCAAACCUGUCUCCCCUCCCCCCUCCACCACCUAGCAACGACCACUGCUUAGCAACAGUUCGUCAUACUGAAACUGACUUGCUUCAUUUUAGUAUGCAAGUCUCUCUCUCUCUCUCUCUCUCUCUCUCUCUCUCUCAAACUCACACUCACACACUCUAACCUGGUUAUUUUUGAAUGCAUUCAGUCGGCAGUGAUACGCACGCCUUCUGAAUGACAUGUAAAUUAUGCCAGAAGGCGUUUCAGAGCACAUUUUAAAUAACCUGGGUAACUUGAAUGAUUUGUAUGAAUCAUAGACCAAACUACACUUGUUCUCUUCCUUCUACACUGAUAAAUGUUAGUUUAAUUUUAUUUUUAUUUUUAAUUUAUUAAUAUAAAAGUGUAGUAAACUUUCUGUUGUGCUUCUUUGCACUUGUCUUUCGUAGCCAUUUAAACGCUGUAAGUGUGAGGUGUCUUUCAUAUGGUGUCUUAUGGUUUGGCGUAUGAAACAGUGUAUAACUUCAUGUAAUGUACGACAUCCGAACUAUCAUGCUGCAUUGUUAUCCUAUGAGCCUGUCUGCUACGUU
Molecule: messenger RNA, 3018 nt
Organism: Xiphias gladius (swordfish)
Lineage: Eukaryota; Metazoa; Chordata; Actinopteri; Istiophoriformes; Xiphiidae
Product: cytochrome P450 26B1-like
Exons: 11
Coding region: 573-1859 (428 amino acids)
Biological process (GO): sterol metabolic process
Molecular function (GO): monooxygenase activity; oxidoreductase activity, acting on paired donors, with incorporation or reduction of molecular oxygen; heme binding
Source: RefSeq, a predicted model, not a curated record